UGUAGGGCUGAGCUACCAUCGAGGCUGCACCAUCCACCCUGACAUCCCGCUCACAAAAUGGACCAGGAGACCCUGGGAAGCAUUGUCCUGCUUGCCAUUGUCACCUUGCUAAGUGUUGUCCAGAAUGCUUUUUUUGCUAACAAACUGGAGCAUGAAAGCAAACACUGCAAUGGCAAGGGGUUCCAGCGGCAGGGAUCAUCCUGCUUCGACCGCGUCUACACUGCCAACCAGAACUGCGGACACGCGUACCCUACAUUUCUCGCCGUGCUUUGGUGUGCUGGCCUUCUCUGUAGCCAAGCUCCUGCUGCCUUUGCUGGCCUGAUGUACUUGUUUGUGCGGCAGAAGUACUUUGUGGGCUACCUCGGCGAGAGGACUCAGAGCACUCCCGGUUACCUGUUUGGAAAGCGCAUCAUCUUGUUCCUGUUUCUCAUGUCUGUGGCUGGAAUACUCAACUACUAUCUCAUCUUCUUUUUUGGAAGUGACUUUGAAAUACACAUUAAAACGAUAACCAGCGCGAUCUCUCCGUUGCUGCUCAUACCCUAACUUCCUGCAGUGCUGAGGGGGUCAGCACACUUAAUAUAUCCAUAUCCAGAAGCUGCCAUAAUUCAACUGUUUAAGAAAUGAACCCAUAACCCAGUUACAUUGCUGUAAAUCUCAUGCUUGAUGGGUUUUGUAGUUUGAUUUAACCUUGCUUUUUUCUUCAGAAAAAAGAUUUAUCAUGAACACUUGGCUUGCCCAAGGAAUGGCAACAACUUUCUGUUAGUUCUUUAGAGGUUUUUUCCCAACAGUGCUGCUUGUGAGCUGAUUGCAUGACCGGAAGGGACAU
This is a messenger RNA of Empidonax traillii (willow flycatcher), 826 nucleotides long. RefSeq names its product arachidonate 5-lipoxygenase activating protein (gene ALOX5AP). Bases 58 to 543 code for a protein of 161 amino acids. NCBI's taxonomy places the organism in Eukaryota, Metazoa, Chordata, Aves, Passeriformes, Tyrannidae. Gene Ontology annotation, cellular component: nuclear envelope; membrane; endoplasmic reticulum. Gene Ontology annotation, biological process: leukotriene biosynthetic process. Gene Ontology annotation, molecular function: enzyme activator activity; glutathione transferase activity; leukotriene-C4 synthase activity. The transcript has 5 exons. The record is from RefSeq and is a predicted model, not a curated record.